UCUGUAACAAACCACACAAUAAAUCGGAUUUAUUAGCAAACCUUCGCCUAAAACUAAUGCAAACCGUUUGAUAUUAAAAAUUCCCGUAAAUACCCCAAUUUUUGCGCAAACGCGUGCCAGUUGCCACCCCUGUCCCCCAAAUGUCAAUUUGACAUUGUUAAAAAAAAUCCAAAUAUUUUUUGAUUUCGUUUAUCCCGCUCUGAACCACGACCACAACCGAAAUGGAAGACGACAAUUCCAUGUCGCAGCGCAUUUUACACACACUGGAAACCAUCCUAACCAACGACCCCUUACUCAAAGACUUCAUAAUAAUCCCGUGCGAAAGCAACACAAAAAACAAAUCGCCCGUCUUGUACGAAGAACACAACAUCGGACUCGAAUCAUGGUGUGUGAAGCACAUCUACCGAUACGCUUAUCUAGAACUGUUCGAAACACGCAAACUGCUCGCAAAACGCAAACUCUCCUUCUCGAAACAAAACAACCUGAACCGCCUCCUAAUCGGAGUUUUAUUAAUAAACCCCGACGUUUCGACCUUUUGGAACAUGAAACGCGAACUGGUCGAAAACGACGUCAUUGGCGCCGCCAACGAGCUCCUCUUCGCCAGACUCGUCCUCUCGUACAAGAGCAAAUCAAACGAGGCGUUUGCGUACCGCCGCUGGCUCCUGGGGCGCACCUUGGCCAAGCUGCAAGCCAACGACUUGACAACCCCCCGGAAUUUGCUCGAAAACGAGCUGGCGGUGUGCGAAAUGGGGGCCCAAAAAAACGCCAACAACUACCACGCUUGGAGCCACCGCGUGUGGAGUCUCGAGACUCUGGGGGCCCGCACCGCCAACUUCAACGUGAUAAUGGACGAGCUUACCUUUAGCGAAAAAUGGGUCUCGGGACACGUGUCCGAACACACGGGGUUCCACUACAGACAAUACUUGUUCAACACGGUUAGGAAAAGUAGGAACAUUACAAGCGUAUACGAGUUUUAUUUUUGCGAAACCGUCAAACUGUUAGGUUUAGUUGGGGAGAAUGACCCAAGAGACAUCCUCACCUUCCUGCUAGGGAAGGAGAAAUCGCAGGGGAAACCCCUGGAGGAGACGAUCAAUUUCGUCAAUUUCUUCUGUUUGCUACUCUAUGACCUGUACAACGUUGUGGAAACGCUAAACUCGCUCUACCCCAACCACGAGUCCAUAUGGUACCACCGCCGGUUUCUCGUCUACCAUUUGGUUAAAACCGCCCAUGAGUACCAUGGUUUGGCGUUCAAAACCGACGUAAAGCUGGACGAAGUGAUUUUGUACGGGACAAAUAUCGUUAAUGUGGACGGGGAAAAGCAACCAAAACUGUUCAAAAGUCAGCCAAAUAAAGUGCAGUCGUGUCGCUUGUACCAGACUUUGGUCAAGAACGAAGCUGAAUUCAUUCGGAAAAAUCUCGUACAAUCGGCACAAUUUCACGAGCUUGAGUUGGCAAGACGGUACGAAAAGUGGCUGAAAUUCGUCGUUUGCAUGGAAGAUGUGUGAUCAAUGUACAGGGUGCGGCAUGGAUGUCGAGAGAGUUUAGAGAAAAACGAGUGACACAUUCACGGGUCAAAACCGCAUCUCGCUAUCGUCUUUUGUUUUCGACUUAUAAACAAAAGUUUAUUUUUUAUAUCUUCCUUAUUAUAAAAGAUACACAUUUGAACCAAAGACGUUUACAGAGAAUUUAGUAAUGUUAUCAGCGAUUUUUUUUAAUCAUUCCUUUAGCUGUAAUAACAUAAAGUUGUAUUUUUUUAAAUGAGAAUCAUAGUUGGCUAUGACAUUUUCGAAAAGCUUAUUUUUUUCUGAUUUGAUAUGUCCAUUUGUGUAAUACAUUAAUUUUGAAUAUUUAAGAAAAAACAAAAAAUUUCGCUUUUUCUUUAUAGUAGGCCAUGAAAAAAUUUUGGAUUUUUAAUUAAAACUAUGAAAAUUGUAUUACCCAACAAGUAUUUAUAAUUUAAUGUUUUUUUGAACCCUAAUUAAUUCAAAAACAGCAUAAUAAAUUUUUAUUAGAUCAAAUUUUUGCAAUUAAUAAAAAUUAUUUGUUUUUAUAUUUAAAAUGGCAAGCUUACGUUGUCAUUCUAUUUUCCAAUUUUAAACAAGAAAUGUCGGAAGAAGAAAAAUCUUAUUAAUUGUAUGAUUGCGUAUCAAUAAAAUUUUAUUUUACAAAAAAAUGUCAAUCCAAACACCAAAAUCAAAUUCCAUCUGCGGUAAAAAAAUACACAACAUUAUCAACGUCACCUCCAUUGCACUAAAUCAUAAAAAAGUGGCAUCAAGUGGUAGUGAGACAUCGUUUGCAAUUUUCUGCACAUUUUUUAUGUAAUUAAAAUCUGCGACGUUCGUAUAUUUGUUCAAUUGAAAAUAACUUUAACUUAUUUUUAUAAUUUCACAUUUUUUACUUUAAUAUCCGGUCACAAAAUUUCUAGAUUAUUUACACCUUUUAUGUGAAAUAAUUUUUCCAUGGCCAACUACUUUCAAAUAUUUUAAAUAUAUUUUUAUCAAAAAUAUAUAAAAAUAUCAAACUGUAUUUAUAUCGUCUUUAGUUCAGAAAAAAUAAGCUUUUCGAAAAUGUCAUAGCCAACUAUGAUUCCCAUUUAAAAAAAUACAACUUUAUGUUAUUACAGUUAAACGAAUUUUUGAAAAAAAUCGCUGAUAACAUUACUAAAUUCUCCGGAAAAGAGUGCUUGUAUAAUGUCUUUGUUUCAAACGUGUAUCUUUUAUAAUAAGAAAGAUAUGAUUUUUUUAAGAUUUCGCUAAAAUGUCAAUUUUUGUUUAUAAGUCGAAAACAAAAGACGAUCGGGAGAUGCGGUUUUGACCCGAGAAUGUGUCUCUAAUUUUUCUCUAACCUCUUAAUUUCGGACACCCAAAAAGCAGCACCCUGUACAAACGAACAGUACCUUAAAGUUUAUUUGUUUAAGAUGCACAAAUUUCGGGGAAGUUUCCCGCUAGGGGCGCCCCACACGUGCCAAAAUAGGUCAGAUAGACAGAGUCACAUACAAUGUUUCCUUCCGGUAACAAUAACUGAUCAAAGUGGCCUGUGAUUGGCUCGGGCCACUUUGAUUCGAAAAUUAAUACGCGCCAUCCAAGUGGCCUAGUCACAACCCAACAAAUGUAAAACAAAUAAAUUACCGUAUCUCUGACUCAAAA
Molecule: messenger RNA, 3146 nt
Organism: Tribolium castaneum (red flour beetle)
Lineage: Eukaryota; Metazoa; Arthropoda; Insecta; Coleoptera; Tenebrionidae
Gene: temp
Product: tempura
Exons: 2
Coding region: 222-1505 (427 amino acids)
Biological process (GO): protein prenylation
Cellular component (GO): cytoplasm
Molecular function (GO): protein prenyltransferase activity
Source: RefSeq, a predicted model, not a curated record